This is a messenger RNA of Esox lucius (northern pike), 3934 nucleotides long. Its product is annotated as basement membrane-specific heparan sulfate proteoglycan core protein-like. NCBI's taxonomy places the organism in Eukaryota, Metazoa, Chordata, Actinopteri, Esociformes, Esocidae. The record is from RefSeq and is a predicted model, not a curated record. The transcript is spliced from 20 exons. Gene Ontology annotation, biological process: cell surface receptor signaling pathway. Gene Ontology annotation, molecular function: transmembrane signaling receptor activity. Bases 243 to 3872 code for a protein of 1209 amino acids.
UCUACUUAUAAUGAGCAAGGAACCAGUAUCAGACCAUUUAGCCAAACACAAGAUGUUGUUCUGAAAAUAAACAUUGGAUCAACUGCAACAGAAUGGUUGCUCAUAGUCUUUUACAUGUCUUGAUUUCAUGUCGGUUUUGUCUGUGUGAUGGUGAAGAGGCGUGAUCUAACAAGACUCUCAUCAUAUAGGAAGUAAGUAGGGAAAACUGUUGUUCAGAGAGAGUUAGUCGUCACCAAGACAGCAUGGAUCAUUCCUGGUUCUGUGUUCUACUCUUACUGAAUACCCUCAUCUACUGUGGUCACUCUCAAGAUCUGCCCAGGGCCUCAGUGAAGAUAGUCUCUCCCCAGGAGCCACCGUACACAGGAGACAGAGUCACUCUACAGUGUUAUAUACCAGAAUACACAGACUGGACUUAUGUCUGGUACAGAGACAACCAACACCUUCCCAGUGAGACCAGUAAAACCAUCACCAUCAUGCUACCUAACAAUGCUGGUCAGUACCAGUGUCAGGGGAAGAGGACAGAUCAGCCCCAGUCAUCAUAUAUGAGUCCUAAUCACCCCAUCAGUGUUACUGCUCUACCAACAGCCUCAAUGAGUGUCUCUCCUCAUGGUCUCCUCUACUCUGGAGAGACUGUUACUCUGCAGUGUGACAUAUCAGACUACACAGACUGGACAUACUGGUGGUACAGAAAUGAAAAACUACAGAGUCCUGGUUCACCUUCUAAAACCAUCACCACUCAGUCUGACCAGGUGAGUCAGUACCAGUGUCAGGGGAGAAGAACAGAUCGUCCCCAGUCGUCACAACGCAGUGAUUACCUCCAUAUCAGGGUUACUGAUCUGCCCAGGGCCUCAGUGAAGAUAGUCUCUCCCCAGGAGCCACUGUACUCAGUAGACAGAGUCACUCUACAGUGUUACAUACCAGAAUACACAGACUGGACUUAUGUCUGGUACAGAGACAACCAACACCUUCCCAGUCAGACCAGUAAAACCAUCACCAUCUCUCUCCGUUACCAGGCUGGUCAGUACCAGUACCAGUGUCAGGGGAAGAGGACAGAUCGGCCCCAGUCAUCAUAUAUUAGUCCUAAUCACCCCAUCAGUGUUACUGCUCUACCAACAGCCUCAGUGAGUGUCUCUCCUCAUGGUCUCCUCUACUCUGGAGAGACUGUUACUCUGCAGUGUGACAUAUCAGACUACACAGACUGGACAUACUGGUGGUACAGAAAGUAUCAACUACAGAGUCCUGGUUCACCUUCUAAAACCAUCAGUACUCUGUCUGACCAGGUGAGUCAGUACCAGUGUCAAGGGAGAAGAACAGAUCGUCCCCAGUCGUCACAACGCAGUGAUUACCUCCACAUCAGUGUCACUGCUAAUCAGCCAAAGGCCACCCUGAGUUCAGACCAAAAGGACAUAUUGACAGGAGACAGUGUGACACUGACCUGUACUGUAGAGUCUUCUGGAUGGAGGUUUUACUGGUACAGACACAGACAAGACUCUGAACCAGUAGCUACAACCUCUGGAUCCUCCUACACACUCAGCCAGGUCAGUGUCUCUGAUGGAGGACAGUACAGGUGUAGAGCUGGGAGAGGAGACCCUGUCUACUACACCCAGUACAGUGAACCAGUCCACAUACAGGUUACUGAGAGACCUGUUGCUGUUCUGACCCUCCAACCCAACUGGACCCAGAUAUUCACAGGAGAGACUGUCACUCUCAGAUGUGACAUACAGGGAGGAGGAGACACUGACUGGGAGUAUAACUUCUAUAAGAAUGAUCAGUCAGUUUACUCUGACACAAAGCCUGAGUACAGAAUCAGUCCUGUCUACACAUCUCAUACUGGGUCAUAUACCUGUAUGGGUGUAAAGGGAAACAAGGAAUCCAGAACCAGUGAUGCUGUACAACUGACCGUGUCAUAUCAACCCAAGGCUGUCCUAACUACCUCUCCUCAGUGGAUGAACCAUGGAGAUUCAGUGACUCUGAACUGUGAAGUUAAAGAGUCGUCAACAGGCUGGAGGUUCUCCUGGUACAAGACUGUUCCCUACAGAGCUGGGUUACCCUCUCUAUUGGACAAGUCCUACUCUGUAGAGGCCCUAUCUGGAUAUGGGACUACUGAAGAGUCUUACACUCUGAAUCCUGCUGGUCCUACUGACACAGGAGGAUAUGUGUGUAGAGCUGGGAGAGGAAACCCAGUCUAUUACACAGACUACAGUGAACCUCAGUUUCUCUGGUCAAGAGAUCCUAUAUCCUUUACAUCAGUCCUAGUAGGAGUGGUUGUGGGUCUGGUUGUUGCUGCUGUUCUACUGACCAUCUUCUUGGUCCUCCUGUGUCGAGGCCCAUCCAUCCCCAGAGCACCAACCAGGUCCCCCAACAGGACCAAGGAUCUACCCAGGUUCAGUCUCCUGAUGCUGGAGAGAGUUUCACAUUACCAAGACAGAAUGGAUCACAUCUGGCUCUGUAUUCUACUCUUACUGAAUACCCUCAUCUAUUGUGGUCACUCUCAAGAUCUGCCCAGGGCCUCAGUGAAGAUAGUCUCUCCCCAGGAGCCACUGUACACAGGAGACAGAGUCACUCUAGAGUGUAACAUAACAGAAUACACAGACUGGACUUAUGUCUGGAAGAGAGACAACCAACUCCUUCCCAGUCAGAACAUUAAAACCAUCACCAUCUCUCUCCGUUACCAGACUGGUCAGUACCAGUACCAGUGUCAGGGGAAGAGGACAGGUCGACCCCAGUCAUCAUAUAUGAGUCCUAAUCACCCCAUCAGUGUUACUGCUCCACCAACAGCCUCAGUGAGUGUCUCUCCUCAUGGUCUCCUCUACUCUGGAGAGACUGUUACUCUGCAGUGUGACAUAUCAAUCUACACAGGCUGGACAUACUGGUGGUACAGAAAGGAUCAACUACAGAGUCCUGGUUCACCUUCUAAAACCAUCACCACUCUGUCUGACCAGGUGAGUCAGUACCAGUGUCAGGGGAGAAGAACAAAUCGUCCCCAGUCGUCACAACGCAGUGAUUACCUCCACAUCAGUGUCACUGCUAAUCAAACAAAGGCCACACUGAGUUCAGACCAACAGGACGUAUUGACAGGAGACAGUGUGACACUGACCUGCACUGUAGAAUCUUCUGGAUGGAGGUUUUACUGGUACAAACACAAACAAGACUCUGAACCUGUAAAAACAACCUCUGGAUCUUCCUACACACUCAGCCAGGUCAGGGUCUCUGAUGGAGGACAGUACAGGUGUAGAGCUGGGAGAGGAGACCCUGUCUACUACACCCAGUACAGUGAACCAGUCCACAUACAGGUUACUGAGAGACCUGUUGCUGUUCUGACCCUCCAACCCAACUGGACCCAGAUAUUCACAGGAGAGUCCAUCACUCUCAGAUGUGACAUACAGGGGGGAGGAGAUACUGACUGGGAGUAUGACUUUUAUAAUAAAGAUCUGCCCAGGGCCUCAGUGAAGAUAGUCUCUCCCCAGGAGCCACUGUACACAGGAGACAGUGUCACUCUACAGUGUUACAUACCAGAAUACACAGACUGGACUUAUGUCUGGUACAGAGACAACCAACACCUUCCCAGUCAGACCAGUAAAACCUUCACCAUCUCUGUCCCAGACCAGACUGGUCAGUACCAGUGUCAGGGGAAGAGGACAGGCCGGCCCAAAUCAUCAUAUAUUAGUCUUCAUCACCCCAUCAAUGCUACUGUCCCUCCAGGUUCUCUGGUCCCCAUCUCUAUGUCCAGACUCCUGUGUGGUCUACUGGUGGUGUCUCCAUUUCUACUGGUGUCCAUCCUACUGAUGGUGAAAUACUGCAGGGCUGGAGCAGCCAAAUCAACGGAAAAUGAAAAUAGUGAUGUCAUCAAACAGACUGAAUCAUCAUUGUGAUCAUCACAGUAUGAUGUCACUGUGGGCUCAAGAACCCGUAUUAUGAUGUUUAUCUUUUUAUA